AUGGCUAGAGUCUCCAAGGAACUUCUCGACACAGCAGCCCCGGAUGCUGGUGAAUGCGCCAACCCCAGUAAAGAGGAAACAAACAACAGAAACCCCGUCUCCUCAGAAAACUCGUCAUAUACAGUAUUCACCUUGUCGGACUUGAGGCGGUUGAGAAUAAUCCUUGGUUUGGGAACAAUCACAUCCCCUCUCACCGCAACCAUAUACCUCCCACUGCUACCACUGUUACGACAUCAGUUCAGUGUUUCCGCUCAGGCUAUCAACCUUACCCUGACAUUGUAUAUCAUCUUCCAAGCGAUCUCCCCAGUAAUAUUUGGUCCCUUUUCAGAUGCCUACGGGAGAAGACCCAUAUUCCUUUUCACACUGGGCCUUUACGUACUUGGGAACAUCGGUCUAGCAGCGAAUAAAGAUAACUAUGCGGUGCUGUUAGUGCUCCGAGCUGUACAAAGCUUAGGCGCGAGUGCGGCUUAUGCCAUAAGUUUCGGUGUGGUUGCUGAUGUGUGCGAGCCAAGUGAAAGAGGCCGGAUGUUAGGCCCGAUCAGCAUGGCACUUAACCUGGGAGCUUGUGUUGGUCCCGUGGUUGGUGGUAUCGUUGCCUAUGCCAACAAUAAUCAUACCUGGGUAUUUUGGUCCCUGGUCAUUGUCGGCAGUGUUUUAUUCCUUGGUGUAGGUCUCUUAUUACCUGAGACUGCGAAGAGGCUGGUAGGCAAUGGUGGCGAUCCAGCUUAG
Molecule: messenger RNA, 729 nt
Organism: Clonostachys rhizophaga
Lineage: Eukaryota; Fungi; Ascomycota; Sordariomycetes; Hypocreales; Bionectriaceae
Source: the annotation of a GenBank genome assembly